Blastomyces dermatitidis ER-3 is the source of this 2812-nucleotide messenger RNA. RefSeq lists its product as uncharacterized. The coding region runs from base 1171 to 2169 and encodes 332 amino acids. The transcript has 2 exons. The record is from RefSeq and is a predicted model, not a curated record. Lineage: Eukaryota; Fungi; Ascomycota; Eurotiomycetes; Onygenales; Ajellomycetaceae.
AUUAUCCAAAGGAACCAUUAGUAGAAACGAAUCAUGAAAAGGAUUGAAGUUCACUGUGACGUUGGAGCCGACGGUGUGAACGUUUCAUGACUAAGCUCUCCAUCAACGCCCUGGCCGUUCACUAAAGGAAUCAUUUUCCAAUCACCAAGUCAAGUCUAUAGUUAUGUAACUACCAAUAAUAAACCUUUGUUUGGAUGAAAUGGCUAGUUAAAUUCAAUGCAUGGCCAUACACACUCCUCUCCCACCCACACUCGCUCACUAGCGAUAUUGCGACGGUAACAUUUAUAUGGAAGGGUAAUGCUGCUGCCCAGGCACCCUAAUUGAGGGAUAUACUAUAUACAUUUACCCCAUCCCAGCGAGGCCUUCAACAGCUUAUACGGAGACAACAAAACUCAAAUCUCGCCACAUCGUGGUCGUCGCACUCUAGCCAACCACCAUCAUAUCAUGUCUUGACCGGGAAAGGAAUGUUUAUCUCUGUGACCAUAAACAGGGUAUCUAUCUGGGCUAUAACUGGCAGAAAACCCUCCAGUCCGAAUUCAAGGAAUUGGUUCAGCUGGCGGUAAACGAAUGCGUGGAAGGGAAGAAGGACCUUGGGGAGGAGGCUCGCUGGAUAAUCUUUGACAAAAAAGCUUUCUUGAAAGCUCUUGUACUCUCAUAAAGGCUGUCGACCCUUUUGCAAGGGGAAUAUUUAUGGGUUAAUAGAGUUGUACAUGUACAUGUACCUGAGCUUGCCGCAGAAUUACCGCCCCUUUGCCAUGGAAAGUUUUACACCUCCAAAGGUUAAUUGCCAGGCAGGAUAUCGAGCACCUGAAUAAACAUGAGUUGGUAGUCACCAAUAAUCAAAAUAGACAUCAUAAAACAUCAUAAAACAUCAGUCCUGGAAUCAAGUAGGAAUUUCGCAACCUGGGAAAAUGGGAGUGUUUCACCUCAUCUCAUAUUUAUAGGCAGGCAGGUCUCCCGCCAAGAAAUGACAUUUAUUUAUUUAGCUGCAUAAAUAAAUAACAGCUUAAAUAUUUCCCCUGCCGACGCCAGCCAGCAAUUCUUCCCCUCCCCUCCCCUCUCUUCCUCUGCGUCUAUCACCAUGCAUCUCUCCUCUUGAUAUCUGCGUUUUGGAUAUGCAGACCGGUUUCUAUACCACUACCUUGAUCGGCCUCGUGUGUUUUGCUCGCCAUGUAUAUCCCCGACCAGCCCCAGAAUGUCUCCUUUCCCUGGGCAACGGCCACCUCAGCGUGUGAACAGCGAGGAUGUCCCGUAACAGAUGCUGCAAACCUGAAAAAGAGGAAGAGAGAUAUGGGUAAUUGGGAUGGCCAGAUCAACGCUAAUAUAGGCACUUGCACCGCUUUCAUCCCCGGCAAUGCUCAACACAUCGAGGAUAGAUUUAGAAAUGGAUACAGUCAGUUCUUGAAAGAUUCCUCGUCGGGUGCAAUAGCUUCCAAAUUUGCUCUGCGGCCCAGCCCUGAACGGAGAACACAUCACUCCCGUCCAUCCUGGCAACCAGCGGCAAUCAAGCGGCGGCGUUUGAUACAGCACCAACAAAACCAGCAAUCACAGCAGGAAUGGAAUACUAUUCCAAGAAACAUAUAUUUAGGACAGAAGCAACAUUUCUACACUCCUGAUUCUGAGAGCACCUCGCCCACACUCGCAUUAAAAUCAUCAACACCAUCGCCACCGUUUCAAAAAGCGAAAUCCAAUACACAUAACAAUAACUAUGACGACGACCCCUCGAUUUCGUCCGUCUCACAAAUAAACAACAAAACCACAUCCCACACCUCCUUAUCUCCCUGCCACAUCUGCCACCGUCGCCCCACAACCCGUUCCACCCUCGACGCAUACGCCGACUGCGACCUCUGCGCCGAACGAACAUGCUACAUCUGCCUACGUGAGUGUAUGGUAGUCGAUUGCAAUGGCCCUCGUUCCCCUUCGAAUCCAGGUCCAGGCUGUGGCAAGGAUAACAAUCAUAAUAAUAACGAUGGUGGUGGAGGAGGCAAAGCGUCCGAGUGGAGAAGGAAGACCUCACCGCCAAAUUCCAGGCCAGGGCAUGGAGACGAGGGAGCAGAAGAGAAUGGUGAAAGAAUGGGACGGAAGGUGUGUUCAUGGUGUGCGGUUGAGAGCGUCCUCGACGGCGGGGGAGAGUUUGUGAGGUGUUUUGCGUGUGUGGCUGGAUGGUGAACGGCCACGUACUUGGUUGGUUCAUUCCCUUUCAGUUAGGUUUGGGAAGGGGAUUAGAUGGGAGUAUGAUUUUAGGGGCAUGCGGCAUAUAUCUCUUUUGUAUUACUAUGCUUUAUGGCUUCUUCUUCACUGGAGGGGAUUAUAAGAGUACAGAUACCCCAGUCUCUUUUUUUAUUUCUCUUUCUCCCCCCAUUCUGGGACACGUGCUUGCCACGACACUCUGGACAGCAUCCAGGGUGAUACAUUCACUCCUUCUCCUUUUCUUUUUUCUUUCUUUCUUUUCAAUAUGAUAGAAUGCCAGCCACGCAUCAUGACUUCUUUAUGGUUUGGAAAGAUUAGAUCAUAAGGAGCAUGAUGGCGGGAAAUCUCUUUUACAUUGUUAGUUAGCAAGCGAAGUAUAUAGGUAAUAGGUUUUACUUUUGUAUUAUAUUAUAGAACGUCGUUCUGGAUAUUCCAUUUUUAUUGCGCAUGAGGACUCAGGUGCGGUGUGUUAUGUGUACUAUAUAGCUAGUGUCCGUUAUUCUAUAUACUCUUCUAGCUACUAUUGACUUAACAGUCAGAAAUAAUGUCCUUUAUACAGGCAAAAAACAAAAAGCCUGAGCCUGACGGUUUGCACCCCAAAACAAGCGAGGUUAAGAGGAAC